Malaclemys terrapin pileata is the source of this 807-nucleotide messenger RNA. RefSeq names its product membrane-spanning 4-domains subfamily A member 15-like. Gene Ontology annotation, cellular component: plasma membrane. Gene Ontology annotation, biological process: cell surface receptor signaling pathway. Bases 1 to 807 code for a protein of 268 amino acids. The record is from RefSeq and is a predicted model, not a curated record. The transcript has 6 exons. Lineage: Eukaryota; Metazoa; Chordata; Testudines; Emydidae.
AUGGCAGCACCAGGAAGCAUGGCCAAUGGAGUGCUUGUGUUCAUGCCCCCAAACAACGCUGGCAUCAUCCACCAAGGCCAGGGAGUCUCUGGUGCCAUUUCCCAGAUUCCUGAGAUGGUGCAAUAUGGGCCUCAGCAGUUCAGGGUCAUGAACCCUGGGAACCAACCUCUUGGGUCAGUGUACCCCAGUAGUCCCGCUGAGCAGGUCGAGCAGCUGAAGAAAGUAGGGAUGAUGGAGAGAUUCCUCAAAGCACAGCCCAAGACACUGGGGGCCAUCCAGAUCCUGAUUGGGCUGAUGCACAUUGGCUUUGGGGGUGUGUCUGCAGUUUUCGUCGUAUACCACUUUUACGUUUCCAUCUCCGUUAUUGGAGGGUACCCGUUCUGGGGAGGACUUUUUUUCGUCAUUUCUGGAUCCCUCUCGGUUGCAGCUGAGAAUCAUCGCAACACCUGUCUGGUGAGAGGCAGCCUGGGAAUGAACAUCACUAGUGCCAUCUUCUCAGGCAUUGGGAUCAUUCUCUUCCUAACGGAGCUGAUUAUUAAUGCGUCAGAUUACAGCCACGACUAUGAGGGUGCUGCAAAGGGGAUCAUGGUCAUGCUGUUCUUGAUGACCAUCCUGGAGUUCUCCAUCGCUGUCUCAAUCUCAUACUUUGCGUGCCAAGCCAUCUGCUAUACCCCCAACACCGCAAUGUUCAUGCAAUAUGCUGCCAAUGCAAAUUUUGGGAUUCCUUCUGCACCAAUGGCCUCUCCACCACCUUACACCAAUGUGGCUUAUGACCCCAAAGAAGAGAUCGCGCAAGGGGCCUCAUAA